Molecule: messenger RNA, 1095 nt
Organism: Guillardia theta CCMP2712
Lineage: Eukaryota; Cryptophyceae; Pyrenomonadales; Geminigeraceae
Exons: 2
Coding region: 1-1095 (364 amino acids)
Source: RefSeq, a predicted model, not a curated record
AUGCGGCGAUGGGCGCGAGUGCCAUAUGCAGAUGAAGUGGAGAAGAGGGUUGAGGACUUGGAAGCAGGCUCAAGUGAAACAAGCAUUGCCGCAGGCUCCGACUUCUCUGUCGUUCAUGGACUCAGAGCAGGUGAAACUCGGACAUGGAUAUGCGGAAACCUCGAUCACAAGAGCUCACGCUUCAGCACUUGCGUGUCGCAUGAGCUAAGAGAACUUUUGCCGUUGAGGGGGGUAAGGAUAAAUUCUCUCGCGUGCGGAAGAGCGCAUGCAGUGUUGACGACGGAGGAAGGAGAUGUGUGGUCAUUCGGAUGGAACAUGUACGGUCAACUAGGGUUGGGCUUGCAAUAUGAUCACACUCGGACACCGCAGCUGCUUGAGAGUCUGAGAGGGCCAAAGCUGCAAGAUGUGGCGUGCGGAGGGCAACACGCGGUGGUCAUGCUAUCUGAUGGUUCUCUCUUUGCAUGGGGAAGGAACGAGGAGGGACAACUUGCUAUCGGGAGUCUUGAGCCCAAGCUGAUCCCAAGCAGAGUCGAGACGCCCUGGAGGGGGGAGGAGCGGGUGGUUCAGUUGGCUUGCGGUUUCAGUCACACAGCUUUUCUCACGUCCUCCGGCAGGGUCUUCUGUUCCGGUCAAGGGGAUAGCGGACAGCUGGGCAUCGGCUCCAAGUCAAACAGCCUUGUGCCCGCGUUGGUGCUGGGGAUUGAGCGCGCCCACGUCGGUUCCCUCGUCUGUGGCCACAGCCACACGAUGGUCGUGGACGCCAACGCACAGAUGGCGUUUUCCUGGGGAAGUAACGCAACUGGUGAGCUGGGGCAUGCGAGUUGCGAGGUCGAGUUUCAGCUGCUCCCGAAGCUGAUGCUGGAAGAUCUCAAGGAGGUUCGGCUGUCGGCUGUCGGCUGUGGCCCAUGUGCUCGGCACACACUGUUAGCUUGCCGGCAGCGAAUGCCAUGGCGGCUGGAGAGGCUCUUAUGGAUCGGAGUUCUCAAGUGCGAGGCUUCUCAAUGUCUUUUGGCGCUUCUCCCUCGUGACGGAAUCGCGUCAUGUCCCAUCCUCAUCCAUAUCUUAAGACUAUUGCCCCUUCGUUUCUUCUUGUAG